CUAUAUUACAGGGCGCAGUGUACGGCCAUCGGACUAGCUGACCAGGCGGACUUUCUAUGUCGCAAGGAUCCUCCAGACCUUCGGACAGGAAAUAAGACCAAUUGACCACCAUUUAUAUGGAACUAUCAGACACUGGACAGUAGUUUUAUUUUUUUAAUUGCCUAGCUAAAUUUUCAAUCAAAGUUUUGGAUAUAAAAAAAGGAAAAAAAAAGAACGAGCGAAUUUUAGACAAAAAGUCCUGGACAGGGAUGUAUCAGAAAGACAAGUUCCAAAAGUAUGUAAUAGUCAGCUGAAAACAGUCCGAACAAAUGAAUGGACCAUUUGAAAAGUGCCAAAUGCCACCAUCACAGCAAAACGUAUACUCCUUAAGGAUUACCACAGGCUAAAGGAUUGCUGAGGAAUUCACUUAGCAUCUAACCAAGAUUUACAGAUUUUUAUUUAUACAACCUCCGAAUACUUAACUAUGACACGCGCAGCAGCUUUAUCAUUAACAUUGUCAAUAUUUCUACAACUUCUGGGAUAUUCGAGGACAUCAGGAUCUAGGGGAGAUAAUCAGGAAGGUACAUCCAACUACAACAUCCGUAUCAACGAACAUUCAGUGACGUCGUCACAUCCAAAACACAUGAAUUUUGUGAUAGAAGACCAAGGUCGAACCGAAACAUUACAUCUUAAACGUAAAGACAAUAUCGACAUCAAUUCCCCUCUCUGCUCCCUAACACAAGGACAUACACUGUGUGAGGUUGGCGAGAUUGACGAUGUUGCAUUUUAUCAUUCAAAAGACAGAGUUGGUGCAUUCUCUGUAAAAGUAAAUAAAAAUCGAAGAAAAAAUAAACAAAUAGAGGGUGUAUUUAUAUCCGAAGAUAAAGCCCACAUGGUGGCGCCAUCAUCUCCACUGUCUCAUCACCUCAUCAACGAAUCAACACAUCAUAUCACAAAGCGGAGUAGUACGUUCGUUGCAAGUGGACGAACUGUAAGCAUCCUUGGAAGACGGAUGGUAAACAUUGUAGAGUCCUCAAAUCGCGUGAAUGAGUAUUUGAAUGAACUGAAGGAAGAAAACAGCGAUUACAUCGUAGAAGUCCUCAUCAUGAUUGACUACAGUCUCUACAAAAAAUUUUUAGACAAGGCGAGCGGACAGGACAGCGAGGCUUUGACUCAACUUCGUUACUAUUUCGCACAUAUCGUUAAUGGGAUGGAUCUCCGAUAUUCCUCCAUAAACAACACAGACUUCAAAGUUUCUAUUAGAUUAGCAGGAUUUUUUGUUGCAAAAAAUAAAACAGACCUGCCGUUCGUACUGACUUUCCGGCAAGGAGGUGAUAUCCGGUCAAAAGUUGACGGAAGUGCUACACUUCUUGGCUUGACAAAUUUUUUGAAAGGGAAACCGAAUUUACCUCACCAUGAUCAUGCUAUGUUAUUUACAGAGCACGAUGCAACAAACGGCCGAGGACAUAUACUUGGUACCAGUUACCUGAGCGGGAUCUGUACACCUAUGAGUACAUCGGUGAUAGUAGAUCAUGGCUCCUACAACUCAGCCGGUAUAGCAGCGCACGAGCUCGGACAUAAUUUAGGGGUUAUAUACCACGACGGAGACUCUUCUGCGCUGACAUUGGGAUGUCCUAAGGAGUUGAAUUACAUCAUGGCUCCUUCGUCGGCUAUCAUCAACAGCAAAACGAAGGAGUACAGCUUUAAAUUUUCUGAUUGCUCCAUUAGACAGAUUGAACUGCAAAUGAAAAAGCUUUCAAACAGAAACCGGAACUGUUUGGCAGAGGACACAGGGCCGUCACUGGCGACCAUAGUAGUGAAGCCAUAUUUGAUGAUUCCGCCAGGACAAAUAGAAGACGUACAUAAUCAGUGUAGGGAUGUGUAUGGCAAUGCAUCGUUCAUGUGUCCGCCAUCCUCAACUGAGGAGAUGUGCUAUAAGAUGUAUUGUUACGACCCUAAAAGGAAGAUCUGCAUCACAGCCAGUGAGCAGAGAGCGGCCAUGGGGUCUUCUUGUGGAAAUAAAAAGUGGUGCAAACUAGGAAAAUGUGUUUGGGAUGACAAAGCACCAUCUGUUCCAGCUGAUUGCCCGUUCCCGGACGUGCCGCCCUCGCGGACGAAAUGUAGCGAGGAAGCUUCACCUUUUAGAUGUAGAGACCCAAGCUUCUACAGACGUUGUUGCGAGUCGUGCAAUAAAAACUUUACAAAAGAAGAAUCUUGUAAAGACAUGAAAAUUCUUAUCAAUGGAUUACAAUGUGGUCAAUUUAUCCAGCGAUAUGGCACUGAUAUUUGUACCUUGGAUCCAAACGUGAUGAACUUUUGUUGUAAAAGCUGUUCAAACCCACCAGCGCCUACUGUCUCGCCAAUAGAAAACAAUUCCUAUUCACACGUGACAGCGUCUACAUGUACGGAUAAUAAUUUUGUUCGGAUAAACGGAUUGGAAUGUCAGGACUUUAUCUCUCAGAACGGACGACGAGUGUGUGACAGGGACAUGAUUAACAAACACUGCUGCGCCAGCUGUUACUUAUUGAGAAGAUAGCCCAAAACGAAUUGGAAAAUUUUGUGUCAAGCUUCAAUAGUUUAAAAAAUUGUAAAAUCAUCUUUUUCCAAAAAUGUCUGCAAAAAAGGACAAUUCUUGUGUACAUUUUCUAGGUGUGAUCGUUUUGAAUCCAAGGAGUUAGUUGUGUUGAUGUUUUAAGUUUGAAAAUCUAUCAAAUAGUGAUUGAUAAUAUAGCUUAUCAUUUUUACUGAUACGACAGAGAACGAACUGAAUCUUUGUUAGUAAUUUUGUAUGCUAAAGCUGAAGGAGCAUGACACAGCCGAGUCAGUAAACAUAAAAUUGAAAUAUGUUGUUACCUCUCGACUAGCUUCACUCAUUAAAUUCUAAAGACUUAAACCACUUUUGAUGAGAUGCUCAUGAAAUGAAUAUGUCUUAUUUGAAACUGGAUUUUGGAAAGGAAACAUUUGCCUCUUCUAUACGCAUUGACAUUUUUUGCCGAAAGUAGUUACGAAGAAAAGUUGAAGACGAUUUAUUGACGUGAUUUACAGCAAACAAGAUACACAUCACUUUUUGCUUAAGCGAAUCAAUGAAUAGAAAUUACUCAGUUUGUCAACCAAAUGCAUUAGAUUGGAAAUUCAGUUAAAGUAAAAUGGUGAUGUUCUCUACUUGAAAUAUUGUUUUGGGGAAACGGAAUAUAAACAAGUAACGCAAUAUGAACAUGUCCAAUGCAACGAUGAAACCAUUUCAGAUUAAAGGUAGAAAUUGUUUCCAUUGCCAUUGACAAUAUAUACUCUAUUGUUUAAGGGACUUGCCAAAGUCGAACGAUCAUCGGUCUUCCGUUGUUUAUGUAUCAAUAGUAUCAUUUCAGCGAUGUUAGAAAUAUGUCAAGUGCCAUAUAUCCAACUGUGAAAAGAUCUUCAUAUAGACGUUUCUAAUGUUGAUAAAAAAAAAAAAAAAAAAAAACCCAGAUCACUCGUUCACGACUGUUUUGAUUCUUUGCUGCUAACGUCUAGAGCUCUCCUUGUUCUGUGUACAAAUCAACGAAAAUCCAUUGCUAUUCUGGUUCAUGUAUAAUCAGGUUUAAAUGAACAGUCAGCGUAUUUUGUAAUCAUGUUGAUAAUUUGGUUACCAUGGACGCUUGUCGCAAUCUUUGCUAUUGUUAGAAAAAAUAUAUAAGACGUAAUAUUGUAGAACUUCGCUUUUGUAGGCGUAAUAAAUUUAUAAUCAUUUUCCAUAUUAUCUUUUGAAGAAUUGAUAAUUUUUCGUUAAAAGUUAAUCCUUAAACUAAAAGGUGCAAAAGAUAAAAAGAAAGUGUUUGACUCUUUGAAGGUAAGGGCAACGAAUUCGUAAAAAAUGAAUUUAAAAAAAUAAAAGUGAGGUUAAAAUACAUUCGCAAAUGAUGAUAUGCGCUAAAUAUGUUUUGAUUAAGGUCGAAAAUAUUUACCAGAUAUGAUGUAAUAUUGUUAAUGUUUUGACGAGAAUCAGAAGAUGGUGUUGUAACCAUGGUUACGUAUCUAUUGACUUUUACAUUAUUUAUUCAAACGAGUCAGUUACAUGAUCUCGUUCUCCAAGGAAGUGCUGUUUUGUUAGUUUUGUAAGUAUUGUUGAUUAUUAAGUAUUGAUUUUGAGUUUAUUCGACUUGCACGUAAACGGAUGAAUAUGUGCUGUACAACUGAUGAUUAAGUGUGAGUGUUUGUUGGUGAUAUAUACGAUGUUUAUCCCAUAACUACGCCCGUUUCACAACUGAUAUGCCACGUGAUAAAAUUCGUAACAGUAUGUUUUGCUUACUAAACCGCGUUGCGGAACCAUUUUUAAAGCCUCUGAUUGGUCAUUUCUGACAUCUAACAAUUCUGAUUGGCUAAUCUCUGGUCUUUGAUUACGGACUACUUCUACUACUCUCACUUAAUAUGUUUGUUGUCUGUCAAAGCAUCAACAUGGACACGUUUUUGGCUUUACCAGUGUCAACUUUGGUAUCACUUGGUUAGAGGGACGUCUUCAUGGAAAGGUCGAUUAAUCUUAGGUUUGAGUCGUACGAAAUAAAAUUUGAUGGUAAGAUAGACUACGCACAGAAGUGAGAUUUCUCAUUGAUCAUGGCGAACAAAAACUGGCCAAGUUAUGGGAUAAACAUGUUCUUCAACGAGUGACAGAUGUUUAUAUAACUCCCGUUAGUUUAUUUUCAAACUAAAAACUUUGAUAAGGAACUAACACGAGUUAGAUAAACAAUCGUCACUUGUUAGGGAACAUCUAUAGUACUUACUGUGUUUCUUUGCGUUGUGCUUUGUUUGUGUUUAGUAAUAAAAACAAAACGACUAACGUCGUCUUAAAAUACAUUAUGUUUAUGCAUGUCAGACUAAAAUCUGCCGAAGUGUUGAGUAUAAUUCUUUGUGAUGUGAUUUUCCUGCGAGAUAGAUUGUGAUGUUUUAUCGCCGAAUAAACACUGGAUACCUUUAUGAA
Pecten maximus is the source of this 4930-nucleotide messenger RNA. Its product is annotated as A disintegrin and metalloproteinase with thrombospondin motifs adt-2-like. The coding region runs from base 464 to 2515 and encodes 683 amino acids. The transcript is spliced from 17 exons. The record is from RefSeq and is a predicted model, not a curated record. NCBI's taxonomy places the organism in Eukaryota, Metazoa, Mollusca, Bivalvia, Pectinida, Pectinidae. Gene Ontology annotation, molecular function: metalloendopeptidase activity. Gene Ontology annotation, biological process: proteolysis.